Molecule: messenger RNA, 1691 nt
Organism: Fusarium vanettenii 77-13-4
Lineage: Eukaryota; Fungi; Ascomycota; Sordariomycetes; Hypocreales; Nectriaceae
Exons: 1
Coding region: 240-1439 (399 amino acids)
Source: RefSeq, a predicted model, not a curated record
CCCUCCCGUCAUAAACUCCUUGGUCCUCAGUUCCUGUUUGAUUCUCAUGGCUGCAAUACCCGAGUGUCUCGUCAACUUGAUCAACGUCGAUUCAUCCACUCGGCCACAACCAACACACAACAACUCUUACCCACCAAGGACUUCCUCGACUACGAUCCAUUGCUAUCACCUCGCCUCACACCCAAUGCGAUAUAGUUGAAACCGAACUGUCAGCGAUUUUAGAAUUAUAAACAGCAACCAUGGAGAACACUCUCACCAGAAGCCAGAGCUUGAAGCCCCCGAGGCGCAAGCUUCAAAAAUCGGAUCCCAGACUCAAGUCGAAGCGUGGCUCUACAGAAUCCGGCCACAGCCUCGACGGUUCCUUGUACUCGCCAACACAUCGCCGUGUUUCGAACGGCGCUCCCGACUUGAGCGAUGCCAAGUGGAAUCACUAUCUCCGCCCCGAGACCGUGGUUGACCCAUGGUUCUCAGAGCCGGAAAUGCCGCCCGAGCCGCGGGGAUUCUUCAGAGAGCCGAGAGUAUCGCGGGCUUCCUCUCAACGCCAGAUCCCCGAGUUUUCGCACCUCACAAUCCAGGACCCAGAGAGGCGGCCCUCGCUUGAUAAUUCGUCGAUUUCUUCACCAGCAUCAUCAGCCUCAACAACAUCUACCAUGCGACGACAAGCCAAGACGCCCGUCUUCAAGAUUGGACAACUGGAGCAGCACGCACUGGCACGGAAGGGAUUGGAUGUGCCGGAAAAGACAACGAGUGUCGACCUCAUCGCUGAUCAGUAUCGGGAGCUCCUUGAAUCGAGGGACGGCUACUCCGAGCAUUCCUUCGGGAACUCUUCAUUCGACAACCACUCAUUCGAGCAUCACUUUGAAGAGCCCGGUCUAGUGCCGCACGAUACUCUUCAGGUACCUCGCAGCGAUCCGUGGAGAUUAAGCCCGUCAUCUUCACGCACCAACUCGCCUGCCCCGAUAGCUCCCCUUCGCCAGUCGAAGCUACGGACUCCAUCUGCUGCCACUCGAGACACCAACCUGGCGGCAUUUGAGGGGGAUACUAUUUACUUCAAGCCUUACUCGUUCUCUCCCCCGCCUUCUCCCGACCAGACUCCCCAGUACCGAUCAGCAACCCCCUCGGGUCACUCAUUCCAGGAGAAUGUCAGCCUGCAGAUCGCUCUCGAUCUGCUCACCAGGGAGCUCUCUUCCGUUGUCGCAGGCAGGCCUCAGCACAAUGGCCGCGACACGGCAGCGCUGCAGGUCUGGGUCAUGAUCGAAGCGUACGAGAGGCUCCGAGAUCAGGUCACGAGAAUCGAAUCACCAAACGGACGGUGCGAGAAGGUCGGGGCCAUGUUUGACUGUUGGUUGGCUGCUCUGUACUCGAUCCAUUCCUCACUGACGGGCGGGACACUGCCGAACCCGCAAGAGUAUGCAGGGCUAGAGGAGGAGGUGGAUUAGGUCUUGAGACAUGGGCUCAUGUGAUGCGGUGCCUUGAUGGAUUAACGUGCUUGGCGUAUUUUGGAAAGACGGGGUUGGCGUUUCUGUGUUUUGGGUGUGGUCAAUGGGUUGGGAACUGGCGGGGGACACAUGAAGCGGUCUGGACGGAAACGGCUGCAUAUGGGAUCGGAUCGGAUUGGAUACUGGAUACCUAGUUUAGAUACCUAGAGGGAAUUUCUUUCUCGAGCAAUUUGAUAUUUGACAUUUACACGC